ACACUACACCCUUUAGAUUUUUUCCCCCCACUCUCUAAAGCAGCCUUUCACAUCUGUGUCUGACAGAAGCAUGAGGAGCUGAGAGAGGCAGACCUUCAUCAUCCUUCACAGAAUAAUGUUGCAUGGAUUAAAAGUUAAGAUCUGAUGUCUACUGAUGCUGUAUAUUUCCUACAAAAAUCUAAAAUGCGAAGGCUACCAAAAUGUGAAGGGAAAUAACUUUUCAGUGUUGGAAUAGCACCAGAAAACAGAUGGAAUUUACUGCACAGCAAAUACUUAAAUUAUUUUUUAGAUGGGUGCUGAAUACUUGAGUUGACUGGGGUCGGUGCAUUUGCCUUUUUUUAAUAUGUUUUUUGGUUGGGAGGGAAAGAUGCAAAGUUCACAGGUCCUUUCUGUUACCUGAGCAGGGCAGAAUUAACAAAAAUCCUGAAUGUAGAGGAACUCAGAUACUGAAGAUACCUGGAAAUAAACUGGAAACAACCAAUACCACAAGAGCAAAGCAGCAGUGAACAAGAAGACGCUGUGAAAAAGAAAUCACAAGACGAGAGUGCACAAUGCAUUUCAAAUAGAAAAAAGCUUCCUAUCUGCUGAGUGAGUCUCAGUAUAUUCUGACAGAGCACAGACAAAGCUUCAAUCAAGUAUCUCCUGGCUAUCUCCAAAAGGAUGCUUCUGAGUACAGAAAGCAGUAUGCAACAGUGCUAAGGUCCCGAUGACAACACACCAAGAACAAGAAUGGAAGUCAAUUUAUUCAGCAAUUCUACUGUUGUAAACAGUUCAUCCAUCAACCAUAAGCAGUUAGAAGGGCAUAGCCUCUGGGAAGUCAUUACUAUUGCCACUGUAACUGCCAUUGUAAGCUUAAUAACCAUAGUGGGAAAUAUUCUUGUAAUGAUAUCCUUUAAAGUCAACAGUCAGCUCAAAACUGUCAACAAUUAUUACUUGCUCAGCCUUGCCUGUGCAGAUCUCAUCAUUGGGAUAUUUUCUAUGAACCUUUAUACAUCCUAUAUACUCAUAGGCCACUGGACUCUUGGAAGCCUCGCCUGUGACCUAUGGCUGGCACUGGACUAUGUAGCUAGCAAUGCCUCAGUAAUGAACCUCCUAGUCAUCAGUUUUGACAGAUAUUUUUCCAUCACAAGGCCUUUAACUUACAGGGCCAAACGCACACCCAAAAGGGCUGGCAUCAUGAUUGGUAUGGCUUGGCUGAUUUCCUUCAUGUUAUGGGCACCUGUAAUUUUGUGCUGGCAGUAUUUUGUGGGUGAACGAACAGUACCACCUGAAGAGUGCCAGAUACAGUUUCUGUAUGAGCCCAUUAUUACCUUUGGGACUGCAAUUGCUGCUUUUUACAUUCCAGUGUCUGUGAUGACCAUUCUGUACUGCCGCAUUUACAAAGAGACCGAGAAACGCACCAAGGACCUCGCUGAACUGCAGGGCUCAGAGUCUGUGGCAGAGUAUGAGACAAUAAAGCCUCAGAAAACUCUCCUGAAGUCUUGCUUCAGUUGCAAGCAACAAAACUUAGUCAAAAGAGAGGGGUGUCAGGCUUCGUGGUCCUCAUCUAGCCGAAGUACGUCAGCUACGGCAAAGGCCUCCCAGGCAGCGAGUACUUGCAUGGACUGGGCCAAGGCUGACCAGUUAACCACCUGCAGCAGCUACGCCUCCUCCGAAGACGAGGAUAAACUUGCCACUGACCCAGUUUUCCAAGUAACUUACAAAAGUCCGUCUAAAAGUAAGGCAGAAGAGUAUAGUGAGACUACAGAUGUUGUUGUCAAAGACCAACCUGAAGAAAGUGAUUUUGAGAACCAGAAAUACUUUUUGUCGCCUACCAAAGAACACGUACAAAAAAGUAAAAAAUGUGUGGCCUAUAAAUUCCGUUUGGUGGUUAAGGCUGAUGGCACUCAGGAAGCCAACAAUGGUUGCCGAAAAGUAAAAAUAACUCCUUGUUCUGCUGCUCUGUCAAAGGACCCUUCCAUCAAAAGCAUGGAUCCAAAUAUAAAUAACCAAAUCACCAAAAGGAAACGCAUGGUUCUUAUAAAGGAGCGCAAAGCAGCACAGACUUUAAGUGCCAUUCUUUUGGCUUUUAUCAUCACUUGGACUCCCUAUAAUAUCAUGGUUUUGAUCUCCACAUUUUGCUCUGACUGCAUCCCCCUGACACUGUGGCACCUUGGAUAUUGGCUAUGCUAUGUGAACAGUACUGUUAACCCCAUGUGUUAUGCCCUCUGUAAUAAAACUUUCAGGAAGACUUUUAAGAUGCUGCUUUUCUGCCAGUGGAAAAAGAAAAAAGUGGAAGAGAAACUAUACUGGCAGGGCAAUACCAGACUGCCAUAGUUGUUCUGGUAUAAGAAAUAAAGAGAUAUAUAGAUAUUGAUGUAACCUAACAAAUUCUGUAUUUUCAAAGCUAUUGCUCUUGUGUCUAGUGGUUAAAAAAAUCUGCUGAAAAGUUAAAUUUUGCAUGAAAGUAGUAUGCUUGGGAUAAAAAUGUCAGUGGCUGCUAUGAGCAACACAGGUUGUUUUUGACUAUGCAGUAGAAUUGCAUUACAAUUAUUAUGUUUGGUGUCUUAUGUCCUUUCUUUCAGCCCGAGAAUAGGUGGAGUAAACUAUAUACUAGAAAUUAGACUGGGAUGAUCAUCCAGUCAUCAGUUUAGGUCAUUCAGUCUCUCUGUAGAACAGAACUGUUUCUUACUAUAGUUCUUUGCUAGUGUAUUGUUUAUUUAGUUUUCAGUGUUCCAAGCACUGCAGCCUGUGCUACCUCUGUUUUGAGGCUUUACCAUCAACUGUUGAGAUGAAACAAGGACUAUCUAAAGGGUAAAUGCUGUCAUCCCCAAUACUAAGUGGUUAGGGAGAUUCAUAAUACUCCAAGUGAACACACACAUUAUAGCAGGACAUAAUACUGAGAACAUUUCUACUUUAAGGGUGACUCUUGUGGAGACUUAAGAAGGGCUCAUAGUGGAAGAACUUAUAGUGGAAGAAAUAGAUAUUGUAUUUUGUACAUGAAGGAGCCAGUCCCAGUAUCAGCUCCAUCCUGCAAGUCACCAUCCUUUUCAAAAAUGGUGACACCUCUGAAAUUCUCCAGUUCCCAGUACCUCUGAAGGAAAUAACGAAAUUUUAUUCAACAGUGCCAAGGGUACAAAUCAGAACUGACUGUAUGGCAUAAUGGACACAGUCUGUCUACAACACAACGAAAAUCUUUUUUACAAUCUCCUUUGUUGCAGCACUACAGCUUGCUCCAAAAGUUUCCAUAACAUUUACCUAUAUAUAGUAAGAGAACUGGCAUCCUUUAAAAGCACUUUGAAUUCUUUGUCAUUAAGUAGCUUUACAAGUACUAGUCAACAUCAGGUGCUUGGAAAUAUGAGUUAUCUUCAGGCACUCUCUUUUGGUCCAGCAAAACCACAUGUGCUACAGAUGUUGCUGAAGUCAACACCCCUGGUGGCUGUGGCUGCUGGGACUGGCUUGUACUGGCCUAGUUACAAGCUAAGACUGACCAUUGGCUGAGAUUAGAGAGGGCUUUUGGUGCCGAACCUGAGCUGCCUGUGCCUUCCUGAUGUCUGUGUUAGACUGGCAGGAGCCCUGCAGCACUGACCGACUGAGUGGGUAAGCAAGGGGCUGCCUUCAGCAGAAGGCUUUUGGAAUGGAGCUGGUGACCUCCCUGUGGUGGGAACAAACAAGAAGCUUCAGAAAAGUCCUGAGAAAACAAAGUUAACAGCAGCAGGAGUCAUGAGGUGUGGAAGUACUAAAAAAAAAGUUUAUGAAGGAAUAAGAAAGAUAUGUACACAACGUUCAAAUUCAGUUCUAGCCUUUCUAUCAAAAUUCUGAGUGAGAUACUCUGGAAUAUUAGUUUGAGACAAUUUUCAAGUUAAAUCUACUGUACACUUUAGCAGGACAUUGCAGUGGUGACAUUAGCCAGUUGCACAUUUCAGGGAUUGUAUAAGUCAUCGUGAACGUACCAUUGCUCUCAGUGAAAUUGUUUGCAUAAUGUGUUAAGUUAUCAUACCAUCAGGAUGCUCUCCUACAGACAGAUAAAUCCUCCAUGUCAACAAUCAUAGUACAAGUGAUUAACAUUUUUUUAGCCCCAGUGUCCACAGGGGAAAAUUUUGUCAGUGAAAGAUUAGCAGUGUACUAAUGCAAAAAUAUGUUCUCUAAGGCCACGUGAUUGAUUUUGUAACACACCAUACUGGGCCUCUUAUAUUGUAUGUGCAUCAGCAUAUGGUUACUUAUGAAAGGAAAGCAGAGGUCUUUAUAAAAACUCUUUCAUCAGCUUUGUUCUGUCACUAUCCAGAGCUUUUCCUGUGUACAGUAACUAUGUACAAAUUAGUUGUUAGAGUGGGUUUAUUUUAUAUUACAUCAGACCAGUCAUUCAGUAAACUAUGUUUGAUUUUUAGCAAAUGAAUGUGUCUCUCUGGGGGCACAAGCUGCAGUUAAAGACAAAAUUUAUGAGGUAGUAACAGUUCAUGCUAGCUGCACUGUUAUUGCUGAAAUGAAGCAUUGGCUCUUACUGAAAUUAAAUGGACUAAUUUUUUUGGUUUUGAAGUUUGUUAAUCAAGAAUGUUCUGUAAAUGUUUAUGGACUCUCUGCUCAGUAAAUGUAUUAGAAUACCCAGUGAUGGAUGCAACAAUGUUGGUUCAAUGUAAUUGUGAAAUAUGUGCACAAAUUAUGCUGCUAACACCUAACCAUGUGAGAGAUUACAUGGCCACACAUGAGUACAUUGUAAAUAUCAACAAUUAUAUGAAGAGGUGUACGUUGCUUUAUUGUUAUGUAGGAUGCUUAUUCUUAAAAAAAAUCAAAACCUCAAAAGGACAAAUGUGGUCCUCAUCAGAGUAUCUGUUAGUACUUGGUUGUACUUUGUACCUCUUUAAAAAGUGUUGUGGGACUUCUGCAAUGUAGGACAAUCUUGUUAUCUUGUUAUCUGUCCUUUUAAUGACAUUUUUACUGAUCCUGUAAUUGAUUAUUGUCAUGGACUAAUGAAAUGCUUUUUGUAAAACUACAUUUUGGUUUCACAUGAUUUCAUAUACAUACAUCUAUGUAGAUAUGUACAUAUUGUCAAU
This is a messenger RNA of Zonotrichia leucophrys gambelii, 5030 nucleotides long. RefSeq names its product cholinergic receptor muscarinic 5 (gene CHRM5). The transcript has 2 exons. The record is from RefSeq and is a predicted model, not a curated record. Gene Ontology annotation, cellular component: synapse; dendrite; plasma membrane. Gene Ontology annotation, molecular function: G protein-coupled serotonin receptor activity; G protein-coupled acetylcholine receptor activity. The coding region runs from base 730 to 2316 and encodes 528 amino acids. Gene Ontology annotation, biological process: chemical synaptic transmission; G protein-coupled receptor signaling pathway, coupled to cyclic nucleotide second messenger; gastric acid secretion. NCBI's taxonomy places the organism in Eukaryota, Metazoa, Chordata, Aves, Passeriformes, Passerellidae.